Messenger RNA from Melitaea cinxia (Glanville fritillary), 921 nucleotides. Its product is annotated as protein lethal(2)essential for life-like. Gene Ontology annotation, molecular function: protein folding chaperone. Bases 48 to 797 code for a protein of 249 amino acids. The transcript has a single exon. The record is from RefSeq and is a predicted model, not a curated record. Lineage: Eukaryota; Metazoa; Arthropoda; Insecta; Lepidoptera; Nymphalidae. Gene Ontology annotation, biological process: protein refolding; response to heat.
GCCGGCGAUGCGGGACCGGCGAUAGUUUGAAAACAACGCGAUACAAAAUGUACAAGCACGCAAUCAUCUCACUAGCGAUCCUUAGUUUCGCGGUAUGCGAAGAAAGGUCACACAAACAUGCACCUGUAGACCCCUUCGCGAUGAUCGACAAACAUAUCAGUCUUUCGCUCGCAUACCCCUACCUCUGGCCAUGGAGUCAACUGAUCAGAGCCGCCACCGCGCUGGACAUGGAGGAAAGCAUGGAAGACCCGCAAAUAAUAUCGGACUCAGAAAAGUACCAGAUCAAUUUAUUCGUCAGACGUUUCAAGCCAGAAGAAUUGAAAAUCAAAGUUAAGAACCGGUACAUAAUAGUGGAAGGAAAGCACAAAGUCAAAGAGAACGACAGCAAAUUCAUGGCGAACCACUUUGUCCAGCGUUUCGUCCUACCACCCGGUACGAAACAGGAGGAGGUCACUGCUGUAUUAAAUGAGAAAGGCGUUCUAUCAAUAAUGGCACCAAAACACGAAGUUCCUCCACCACCACCAGAGCGAGAAGUUCCAAUAGAAGUCAGACUACCAGAAGAGAAGACAGAAGUGCCAGAAGAGAAUAAGAAAGAAAGCGUAAAAGAAAACGCUCCUCCAGUCGUGCAAACAUCAAAGACGCCAUUAGAACAGAUCGACAUCGAAGCGACGACGCACGUCGGGAAAAUAAGGAAGAAAGAAUUGAAGACGACAACUAAAACGACAAAAGAUAACGAGGUCACCAAAGGAAUUGACGGUAAUGGUUUAGAUUACGCUCUGAUCGAGACCGAGGAGUGAAUGACAAUGGGUACGAAUGGAAAAGACUGAAUUUAAGCUUUAAUGUGCGUGGGAAGUUGUUCGACAGCUGUGUUUCGUUUAUAAGAGUUGUUUGUUUAUCAAAUAAAGAUGUUAUUUAUUACGA